AUGAGCGUUUUUGUUGUAGUGCAGGGUGGUCAAACAAAUUCUCAGAACUCACAGAAGCUGAAGGCAGUGGCGCUUUCAUCUUGUGAGGCAGAAUUCAUGGCAGCCACAACUGCAGCCUGCCAUGCUUUGUGGUUGAGGAGCCUUGCCAGUGAAUUGACAGGUGUAAAGCCAAAACCGGUAACUUUGUUUGUUGACAACAAAUCCGCCAUAACUCUCAUGAAGAAUCCGGUAUUCCAUGGUCGAAGCAAGCAUAUAGAUACAAGGUUUCAUUUUAUCAGAGAAUGCAUUGAGAAGGGACAGAUUGUGGUGGAGUUCGUUAAUACCGGAGAACAGCGAGCCAAUGCGUUAACUAAAGCAUUGCCAGGAGUGAACUGUGUCCUGUGCGACUCACUCGGCCCGGACACCGCCUCCUACGUCCACUGCGACGUCACCAAGGAGUCCGACGUGGCAAGCGCCGUCGACGUCGCCGUCGCCCGGCACGGGAAGCUCGACGUCAUGUUCAGCAACGCCGGCGUCGCGGAACCGAGGCAGAAGUCGUUCCCGGACUGCGAGGUGGAUGACUUCCAGCGGUUGAUGUCGGUGAACGUGACGGGGGUGUUCCUGGCCACCAAGUACGCGGCGAGGGUGAUGACGCCGGCGAGGCAGGGGAGCAUCGUAAUCACCGCGAGCACCGCGUCGACUACUGCGGGAUUGGUGCCGCACGCAUACACGUGCUCGAAGCACGCGGUGGUGGGGCUGAUGAGGAGCGCGGCCGCCGAGCUGGGCAAGCACGGGAUUCGGGUCAACUGCGUGUCGCCGCACGGGGUGGCGACGCCGCUGGCGAUGGCAUGGCUUGACUUAGACAAGGAGGCCUUUGAGGCCACGAUUGAGAGGUCGGCCAACCUGAAAGGGGUGAGGCUGGGAGCGGAGGACGUGGCGGAGGCGGUAGCGUACCUCGCUGGCGACGAGUCCAGGUACGUGAGCGGCGUCAAUCUGUUGUUGGACGGAGGCUUCACCAUCGCCAAGGGAUUGGCGUAG
This is a messenger RNA of Zingiber officinale, 1017 nucleotides long. RefSeq names its product momilactone A synthase-like. Lineage: Eukaryota; Viridiplantae; Streptophyta; Magnoliopsida; Zingiberales; Zingiberaceae. The transcript has 3 exons. The record is from RefSeq and is a predicted model, not a curated record. The coding region runs from base 1 to 1017 and encodes 338 amino acids.